Lodderomyces margitis is the source of this 1233-nucleotide messenger RNA. RefSeq lists its product as uncharacterized. The record is from RefSeq and is a predicted model, not a curated record. The transcript has a single exon. The coding region runs from base 1 to 1233 and encodes 410 amino acids. NCBI's taxonomy places the organism in Eukaryota, Fungi, Ascomycota, Pichiomycetes, Serinales, Debaryomycetaceae.
AUGGUAUUUAGCCAGGUUAAAGGAUUAGGGAUUGGUCUCCCCAUGUAUCCUGGUUGUAAUGAAUUGGAAUUGAUUUACAAUUGCUUGAUCGCAAUUCCUUAUGGUUUGAAAGUCGAGUAUUUCAGGUCGACUGAACUAAAAAAAAGGACUAUACAUAAUGGAACAGGAAAUUUCAAGUAUUUACAAAAACACGAUGGUUUUGACGAGUGUUACCAAUCAAAGGCGGCAAACUCCAAUACAGUAGAGCCAGUUUUGCCUUCCUUAGAAAAACGUACUUUACAUGCCCUAAAGGGAUCUCCGAAAUUGGCUUCGGAAGAAAUUGCCAUUACCACGAAGAUGAACACAAGUUCGUUUCAUAUAAGAGAUGUAACCCAUCCAACUCAACACUGGGAGGUGUUUGGCCAAGAGAACCUCAUUUAUGCGUCGGUCAAUAAUAUCUAUAGCGUGUUUCCACAAUCACAGGAUGUCAAAAGGAGCAAAUGGGACGUUUUGUAUGAUGAAAAGAUCCAACCACUUCUUCCACCUUACUGGCAGGGUCAGGCUCCCAGUGAUUGUGAACCCACCUUUGUGUAUAUGCCAAAAAAAAUUGCACAUGCAGCCCGAUUGAACAAAAAGAACAAAUCACUAGCUGAAGAAGAGAUAAAGUUUUACGACGAGAUGGUCCACUUCCAUCUUUUGUACAAAGAAGUUGAUGAAAGGUUGGAAACCCGUAAUAAAUUGGAAUUGAAGCUUUAUAUUAGAAUAAUGUCCUUAUACUAUAUUGCAAUGGGGUUGAUUACGUUUUCAACAGAGGAUGAUUUAGCCAAUGCUUCCGAAGAAGAGCCCAGUGCCGAGAAAUUACUAGCAUGUGGCAAAAUAAUCAAUGGGGUUUUCACUUUUUUGAUUAAAGUUUUAAAGCAAUGGGAAAAGCUCCCCAUUAGCAAAAUUAGAUUUGUUGGCCAAGUGAAUCAGACCUUGGAAUCUAUGAUACCAGAUGUCGAGAAAGAAAACGAGAUGGUUAUCAAAGCCAUUGAAGAUGCGGACAACACCAAGCGUGGACUCGAUCUUGAUGAGGAACCAGCCGAUAAUUACUUUGUUGAAGAGUAUGCUUUUGGUAAAGAAACAAUUUGCAGUUGCAAAAACGGCAAUGGUGCAAUCAAUGUAGAAGACAUUUUGGCAACAUACGAAAAGAACAAAACCCAUACAAACUGUAAAAAUGAUCAAAGGAGUAAAGCAAAACGUCGAAAAACAUAA